Molecule: messenger RNA, 1029 nt
Organism: Exophiala mesophila
Lineage: Eukaryota; Fungi; Ascomycota; Eurotiomycetes; Chaetothyriales; Herpotrichiellaceae
Exons: 8
Coding region: 1-1029 (342 amino acids)
Cellular component (GO): membrane
Molecular function (GO): signaling receptor activity
Source: RefSeq, a predicted model, not a curated record
AUGGAUAAGGCCCCACUCAGUUAUAGAUAUCAAUCCAAGACAUCUACACCAGUUGAAGUCUGGCAGGACGAGCAGAAAUCGUUAUCAGACUCUCCUCAGGAAGAGCCCCGCGACAAACUACAUCGCUGGGAAGAUAUUCCGGCAUGGCAACGGCAAGCAUCCUCGAAUAUAGACAACGAGCAUAUCAUCUCUGGAUAUCGUCCGCCUUCCUACUCAUGGCGGAUAUCACUGCUGAGCAUCUUUUCUCUUCAUAAUGAAAGCAGUCAGUUCUCCAUCCUCACUCAAGCCAAAACCAAAAAGAGAUCUUUGACAUCCGCAACAGUCAACAUCCACUCCCACCUCCUAGGCUCCCUUCUCUUCGCCUUUCUUCCUCUCUAUACCUUCCACAAACUCGAUCCCUGGCAUACCGCCCACGCCGAUAUAAUCGACAUGAUAGUUUUCGCCGUCUUCUUCUACGGCGUAGCAGCUUGUUUCCUCCUCUCUUCAUCAUUCCACGUUGUGUCCAGCCAUAGUCCCAAAAUCGCCGCCAUUGGCAACCAACUCGAUUACUUGGGCGUGGUUAUCCUCAUGUGGGGAGCAACCAUCCCAACUAUUUACUAUGGAUUCUAUAAAGAUACACGACUUCAGAUUGUGUAUUGUUCCUUAGUUUCACUCCUCGGUGGACUUUGUUCAAUUGCCACCUGCCAUCCGAUUUUCCGGACUCCGUCUUUUCGUCCAUAUCGAGCUGCUAUGUAUGCGAUGCUUGGUCUUUCGUCUUUGGUCUCGGUCGGUCAUGGUAUCAUGUUACAUGGCUGGCACGAGCAGAAACAACGAAUGAGUCUUGAUUGGAUGGCGUUGAUGGGUCUGCUUAAUUUGACGGGGGCGGUUAUCUAUGCUGCGAGGAUUCCUGAGCGGCUUGCUCCUGGAAGAUUCGAUAUUGUUGGGUCAAGUCACCAGAUCCUGCAUUUCAUGGUCAUCUUCGCUGGUUUGGCGCACACGGUUGGCUUGUUUCGGGCGUUUGACUAUACUCAUAGAAAGAUUGACGCGUAG